ACGUGGGUGAUUGAUUAAUGUAAUUGAUGGACGCUUAUAAAAGAAGAGCAAGGAGGGCAUCGUGUUCAACACUUACAAACGGGUUGGGAGAUAAUACAUAGUGAUAUCAGAAAGUAUCGAUGGCGCAAAUUGGGGUUUUAUACCGUUUGGUAGCAACGAUAACAUGUUUCGUGUGUUUAGGGUUUAAUGUUGGGAUGUGUUCAGAGUCAGACGCCUUGAUCAAGACUUACGUGUCAUCAUCUCUACAGUCUAACGAUGGAUUCGUCAAGUCCGCCAAGCUUAAGGUACACAAGAUCUCUGGAUCGGAAUGGGAUUCACUUGUAAUCAAGUCCGAACUUCCGGUCAUGGUUUUGUUCACAGCCCAAUGGUGCGGCCCAUGUCGCGUCAUAAGCCCUAUGUUGGACAAACUUGCCUCCGGCUUCACGGACCGCCUCAAGUUCUACACCCUGGACGUUGAUCAGGACUCAGACAUCGCAGAACGUUACUUCGUACGCUCGUUACCAACCACCAUUAUCUUUAAAGACGGAAACAAGGUGGCUAGAGUAACUGGAGUUGAUCUUGAGAAAAUAUCUGAACUCGUGAAACAAUUCGUUUAAUGAUGUCUCUUGGCCCGUCUGGAGUCCUUUUAUUUAUAUUUGCUUGCUUUCUUUGGGUCAAGCCUUCGUUUAUUUGUCCAGCUACUAUGUUAUCGAGUUGUUGCUUGUAUGAUGUCCUUUAAUUCCUGUUCCACUAUUAAGAAUAACAAAAUAUAAUAUUUAAUAAUAUAUUGGGCUAUGUGUAUAUGCAC
Brassica oleracea var. oleracea is the source of this 787-nucleotide messenger RNA. Its product is annotated as thioredoxin-2-like. Gene Ontology annotation, cellular component: cytoplasm. The record is from RefSeq and is a predicted model, not a curated record. NCBI's taxonomy places the organism in Eukaryota, Viridiplantae, Streptophyta, Magnoliopsida, Brassicales, Brassicaceae. The transcript has 2 exons. Gene Ontology annotation, molecular function: oxidoreductase activity, acting on a sulfur group of donors, disulfide as acceptor. The coding region runs from base 120 to 596 and encodes 158 amino acids.